Asparagus officinalis (garden asparagus) is the source of this 1704-nucleotide messenger RNA. Its product is annotated as tubulin alpha chain-like. Gene Ontology annotation, molecular function: GTP binding; structural constituent of cytoskeleton. The record is from RefSeq and is a predicted model, not a curated record. Lineage: Eukaryota; Viridiplantae; Streptophyta; Magnoliopsida; Asparagales; Asparagaceae. The transcript is spliced from 4 exons. The coding region runs from base 141 to 1496 and encodes 451 amino acids. Gene Ontology annotation, biological process: mitotic cell cycle; microtubule cytoskeleton organization. Gene Ontology annotation, cellular component: microtubule; cytoplasm.
CCCUCAUUUCCCUCUAUAAAAACCUCGCUAGGGCAACGGGCAAAGCCUCAUCCGUUGGCGUCUUCACACACGCCCCACCUCUCUCCUCUCUCUCACAUAGAUCUCAUCCCCAUUUCGAUUUCCCGCCCUUUUCAUCGAAAAUGAGAGAGUGCAUCUCGAUCCACAUCGGCCAGGCCGGUAUCCAGGUCGGAAACGCUUGCUGGGAGCUCUACUGCCUCGAACAUGGGAUCCAGCCUGAUGGGCAAAUGCCAAGUGACAAGACUGUGGGAGGAGGUGAUGAUGCUUUCAACACCUUCUUCAGUGAAACUGGUGCUGGGAAACACGUACCCCGUGCUGUCUUUGUCGAUCUCGAGCCCACUGUUAUAGACGAGGUGAGGACUGGAACCUACCGCCAGCUCUUCCACCCUGAGCAGCUCAUUAGCGGCAAGGAAGAUGCUGCCAACAACUUUGCCCGUGGCCACUACACCAUUGGCAAAGAGAUUGUUGACCUCUGCCUAGAUCGCAUCAGGAAGCUGGCUGACAACUGCACUGGUCUCCAGGGCUUCCUUGUGUUCAAUGCUGUUGGUGGAGGCACUGGCUCAGGCCUUGGCUCUCUUCUUCUUGAGCGUCUCUCUGUGGACUAUGGCAAGAAGUCCAAGCUCGGGUUCACUGUUUACCCAUCACCUCAGGUCUCCACCUCUGUUGUUGAGCCCUACAACAGUGUUCUCUCCACCCACUCCCUUCUGGAGCACACUGAUGUCGCUGUUCUUCUUGAUAACGAGGCUAUCUAUGACAUCUGUAGGCGUUCUCUUGACAUUGAGCGUCCCACUUACACCAACCUUAACCGCCUUGUAUCUCAGGUGAUUUCGUCUCUGACUGCCUCGCUCAGAUUCGAUGGUGCACUGAACGUGGAUGUCACUGAAUUCCAAACCAACUUGGUGCCAUACCCUAGAAUCCACUUCAUGCUUUCCUCCUAUGCCCCUGUCAUCUCAGCAGAAAAGGCCUACCAUGAGCAGCUAUCCGUUGCAGAGAUCACAAACAGCGCCUUCGAGCCUUCAUCCAUGAUGGCCAAGUGCGACCCUCGCCAUGGCAAGUACAUGGCUUGCUGUCUCAUGUACCGUGGUGAUGUGGUCCCUAAGGACGUCAACGCUGCUGUUGCCACAAUCAAGACCAAGAGAACCAUCCAGUUUGUUGACUGGUGCCCCACUGGAUUCAAGUGCGGUAUCAACUACCAGCCACCGACUGUUGUUCCUGGUGGUGAUUUGGCUAAGGUGCAGAGGGCUGUGUGCAUGAUCUCUAACUCUACCAGUGUUGCUGAGGUGUUCUCGAGAAUUGAUCACAAGUUUGAUCUUAUGUAUGCUAAGCGUGCCUUUGUGCACUGGUAUGUUGGUGAGGGCAUGGAGGAGGGUGAGUUCUCUGAGGCUCGUGAGGAUCUUGCUGCUCUUGAGAAGGAUUAUGAGGAGGUUGGUGCUGAGUCGGCGGAAGGUGAAGAGGGUGAUGAGGGUGAUGAGUACUGAAGUAGCUGAUGACUGGUUGUGUUCUAUCUGUCUUGUUUGUUUGGUAUUGUCUUGAUGUUGCUGUAGGUUGUUUCCUGUUGUCUUUGUUCAGUCUGUUGCUUAUUGUUUGCUGAACUUCUCAGGCUUGCAAUAUGUUGAACUCAUAUUCUGCUUGAAUUUGAGUGUUUUUGUUGUUCUUAUGUUCUGAUAGUUACAUCUGUUUGUUUGA